CGCUUAUCCUCUGUGAUUGGAUGCAUGGCCAGAAAUAGAUACACCCUGCCCCUGCUUCCGCGCAUCUGCUCUGGGUAUUAUUAUCACGGCGGCGGCACCGCGAUCAACCAUCGGCAUGGGUUCUCACUUCUCAGCCUGGAAGACAUUCACACCUCUUCACGCCCAUCCCACGGAGUCAAAUGAUCUCUCUGGCCAAUCCGCAGGCGAGUCCUGGUCGAGUGACACUGGAUUCCGGCACGCCAGAUAUCGAAGAAGCCCGGGGGAUCCCCAGCGGAGAGAAUUCAAUACACUCCAUGAUGCAACCCCAUGAUGCCUGUGCGCAGGUUACAAUCUUCCUCCACCCACGCUCUGUCGACGGCUAUCCUUGUUUCCCCACCAGCUGACACCCUCGCUCUUAUCCCCGGGCGAGUUUUAAAUAGCGCACGACAUGGAACUGAACAUCGUUACGACCCUUUGCCUGGUCAUGUGCGUACGGACACAUGAGCACUCCACGGGAUGCUCGGGACGCGCCACACCAGUUGUCUACUUAGACUCGCGGCCGUAGCGAGGCUUAUCCGCGUCUUGUCCUCUUUCUCUCACAUACUAUGUCGCUGGAGAACGAGAAGGAAAAUGGCGAGGUCGUGAUGAUAGAGACGACGGAGCGGGAUAUUGUCGGCGCCGAGUCCCCGCUUCCGGCGAUUGGGACACCCGAGCGCGCCGCCGCCGAACGCGCCAUCGUGCGCAAGCUCGACAGACGGCUGCUCCCGACUAUCCUGGUCAUCUACUUGAUGAACUACAUCGACAGACAAAAUGUCACCACUGCUCGGCUGAAGGGCCUGGAGCAGGAUCUGGGACUCUCCGGUAACGCUCCCGCUGUUCAUGCAACGCCUCCGUUGACCUUGGUUCCAGAUAUCCAAUACAACGUGGUUCUGUCGAUUGUCUACGUGUCCUACUGCCCGUUCCAAAUCCCAUCGAACAUGAUACUCAAUUACAUCACGAGACCCUCCUGGUACAUCGGGUCAUGUGUUGUUCUCUGGGGACUGACGAGUUUGCUCACCGGACUCACACAUAACUACGCGGGAAUUGUCGCAUGCAGGGUCAGCCUUGGGAUUCCAGAGUCUGCUUUCUAUCCUGGCGCCGUCUAUCUUCUCUCCCGGUGGUACACCAAGAAGGAGCUCGCGUUCCGAGUAGCGCUGCUAUACGGCGCCAACUUGACUUCCAAUGCUUUCGGCUCGCUUAUAGCCGCCGGAAUCCUGAGCAAAAUGGAGGGUGUCCGGGGAAUCCGAGCAUGGCGCUGGCUGUUCUUCAUCGAGGGCGCUAUCUCCAUCGCCGUUGGGCUCAUCGCGAUAUGGUCGCUGCCCGACUACCCCAACAACACGCGAUGGAUCUCCAGCGACCAGCGGCGCCUCGCCCAAGCCCGGCUCGCGGACGAUGCGGGUGAAGCCGACCAGGACAAUGCCAGCGAUACACCGCUUGCAGGCUUGAAAAUGGCCAUCUGCGACCCCAUUGUGUUGACAUUUGCGAUCAUGAAUCUCGCCCAGCUGUUCGGAUUCAGCUUUAACAACUUUUUCCCGACCCUCACAGCAACGUUCGGUUUCAGCACCACGAUCAGUCUUCUGCUCGCAGCCCCACCCUGGAUCUUCGCGGCUUGUGUUUGCUGCCUGAAUGCCUGGCAUGCCGACCGCACCGGAGAACGAUACUUCCAUCUUUCUGGCUGGUGGUGGCCUGUGAUGGUGGGCUUCAUCAUCUCGCUCUCGACGAUGUCUGUGGCCGGGCGGUACUUUUCCAUGUUCUUGAUGACGAUCGGCUACGCUGGAUUCGCCAUGACGGCCGUCUGGGUCUCGAAUACGAUCGCGCGACCACCCGCCAAACGCGCGGCGGCGAUCGGCAUUGUCAACGGUGUCGGAAACGUGGGGAACAUCAUGGGCUCGUAUACGUGGAAAUCCAAAUGGGGACCGCGCUACCACCAGUCCAUGAUCAUCUCUCUCUGCUCGCUCCUCUUCGCGUCUGCACUCGCGUUUGGGAUCCGCCGCAAUCUCAUCGCCAAGAACCGGCGUCUCGCAGCGAUCGAGAAAUCGGAUCUGCAGGGCGGCGACGAAGUGCGUGUCCGCGAGGCUGCGGUGCUGGAGGGGAUUACUUUCGAGCAAGCGAUGGAAAGGAGGAAAGGGUUCCGCUAUCUGUACUAGGAGGUACUGUAAACUAGGAGAGGGUAUGGAAAUGUACGAUAUCUCGGUCAUAAUCGCCACAACGUGGUCCCGCUCGCCGGCUGAUAAUGCCACUUCCCCGUGACCUUGUAUCGGGCGCUGAAUGCGAGGCCAUUCUCGAUCCUGGCGCGGACUGCGGGUGUUGCCGCGAUGUCGCGGUCCGCGUACCGGCUGAAGCGGACGCGCACCUCCACCAGCGUGGGCCGCAGCAGCACGAAACGCUCCAGGACCUUGUCCGAGCAGCUGAUACUCCCGUCGCCACACUCGAGCACCUCGAGCUCGCUCGCGAAGCCCUCGCUGCAGGCCGCGCGGACCAUGUCGUUCGUGAGCGUAGCCGAGGACGUGCUGCGCAGGCCGUCCAGCUUGAGCCUGCGCAGGCGCGGCGUUGCGCGGAGCAGCGCGAGCAGCGUGUCGUUGCUGAAGAACGCGGUGGACAGCUCCGCCGUCGCGAGCACCGCGAGGUGCGGCUCGAGCGACGCGAAGAACAGCGCGUGGUCCGGGCCGGGCAUCGCCGGGUGCGUCAGCCGCAGGUGCGCGAGCGCGGGGAGGCCCAGGUUCGCGAAGAACACGGGCAGGUCGUUGCCCAGGUAGAAGUGCACCUCGCGCAGCGCGGACGGCGUGCCGGAGGGGGGUAGGGCGGCCGCGGCGCCGGUGCCGGCGAGCGAGCCGAACAGCGUGCACCGGAAGACGGCCUUGCGCAGCGCCGGGCAGCGCCGGACGAUGUCGAGGCAGUGGUGCACGGAGAGCCCGCCGGUGAGGUCCGCGCCGCCCUCGCGCGUCUGCAGGCACUUGAGGUCGAACUCGACGAGCGAGGGCGCGGGCAGGACGAGCUUCGCGGCGUCGGCGGAGAUGCGCAGCAGCAGCACACGCAGGCGCGGAGCGCGCAGGACCGCGGCGUCCGCCCACAGCGCGGACCCGAAGUCGGAGUGGCACUCGACGUGCAGCGUGUGCAGCGCGGGCAGCUCCAGCUGCAGGAACGACGCGACGGUGGGCGCGGGCACGGCGGCGGGGAAUAUGAGGCACAGAUUCGCGAUGUGCGACCACGCGUGGCGCGCGACGGCCUGCACGGGCUGCGUAUUCAGCUCGUCCAGCGUGGACGAGAUGUACAGCGGGUGGCUGCCGCUCCGCGCGACCCACUCCAAGGCCAGGUCGACGAAGCGUCCGCGCUCGUCCUCCAAGACCCCGAAGUCAGCCCGCCCCAGGUGCGGCACGUGCAGCGACGACCACAGCUCGGGGGUAGAGUGCGACACUCGCCGCCACUCGCGUGAUACGUGUCCCAGACAGAUCGGAGGCGUGCGCGGGUCGACUAGCGCAGGGUACGCGGCGAUACAGAAGCAGAAGAUCUCCCCCAGAAGCUCGUCCGGAAGGCGCCGCACGAGGGACACCAGUGCCUUAUGUUUCCCGAUCUCCGUCUCCAGCUCAUCGCGCUGUGUGCACAGCGCGUGCAGUCGUUCCUCCACCUCCCGGAUCUCGUGAUUCAAGCGCCGCAGCUCAUCGAUGGGAGACACGAGAAAGCGGUUGAUCCUUUCGCGCUCGUCAUCUUGCGGGACGUAGUUCGUGCCGAGCAAGUCAGAGAACGGUGAGUUGGGCAAUGACAUCGUGGUGAUCGACGAUGCUCUGGCAUUAGUAGGCCGCAAGGGAAGUGGCAGUGAUGCCCGGGCCGGCUGACUCCGGAGGGGCUAUGCUCAAACGCGGUCCCGUGAUCGGUCCAUGAUCAAUAUUAGUUCAAUAGUCGCCAGCCACGCCCUGAGCACACCGUGCUUGCGGAGGAGCACGAUAUGGUGCGUUGAGAACCCCUCCAAGCUUCGCUGCGGCACGUUCUCGAGAUGAACAAUCCGGUGAGCUUUUCUUGCCAAUUUCAUAUGUACAGCACUACCACCAACCUCUAAAUUUGGAGGGACUGUGGAUCGCUCGCAUCGUCCGAGGCUUUCGAAAGAUUCAACACCAGGCUCGCAGAUGAACAGCUCGACCGGCCCAUACAGUAUACGGAUCUUGACCCUGUUUUCAGAGCGCGCCAAGGCCAAAAUGGAACUUAUACGCUCAUCAAAUUCUAAUCACAUGCCUACAGGCUGGUCACACGCACAUGCCUCCUCUAGCUCUGCGAUCAACCAGAGCCAGGAAGAGCCUCUGAAUGUGAUCAAAGGUCUCAAAAGUAUCAGGAUAGCCCUCGGAGGGUCUCGGGUGACUGCCGUAGAGUCUACAUUGAUCGUCAGAAAACUGAUUUCCCCAAUGCCGACCACUGUUUUCUUAGCCGCAGCAGUACUCUGCAGAUGCACAAACCGGUACAUAAAUACUUUCCCUUAGCUCCCAGCUUAGUUGCUCCAACAUACGUGGGGCAGUCACGAGCGGUCAGCAUCACUACGCCUAGACACGAAUCACAGCCACAACCCGUGAUCGACUCCGGACUCUGCACUCACCAUCAUGGCAAUGCACCUGAUCCCCGACUCGAUACGCGCGUACCACUCCGCAUUCACGACAUGCCCAGCCCUCGCCUCGCCGAGACUCCCGCUGCACACACUCGACGACGCGGAUCUGGGCGUCCACAACGUGACGUCCCGCACGACGCACCGCCUCGUCGCGCCGCCGGAUUCCCAUACCGGAUCCGACUCCGACUCGGAGGACUGUACCGCACCGGCGCGCGCAUGGGAGGCGGUGUACCCGGCGGGCAGCAUCAAUCCUUCUGGCGCGAUCCCGGGUGGAUUCGGGUUCUACGUGGCGGGCGCGGGCGCGUUCGCGCGCGCCUUGGAGGGCGGGGCGCAGCACGUCGUGGUUUCGUACAGGAUGAUGCUGCAGGGCGGGUGGGAGUGGGUCAAGGGCGGGAAGCUGCCUGGGAUAUGUACGUGUCCGGUCGUCCUGCUGUGGCUCGCAGGUUCUGCGCGCUGAGACUCCACGGCCAGUUGGUGGUGAUGGGAAGCUGUCGUACGCGUGCACUGGGGGUAGGAAAGACAAUCGGUGUAAAUGCUUCAAUAUUCGGCCGAUGUGGAGGUUCGCCUUGUCCCAUAUGCUACUGCGGUAUACCCGCGCUCACGGGAGGCCGUCAAUCUAGGGCGAACGGCCAGGGGGAGCUCUACACGUACCUACCCCUCACCGAUCACAAUCGCGAGCGCCAACUCGCCGUCCCGCCGACAUCGAAAGCCAACCCCGAUUACGGAUUUUCGCUCGGCCGCGGCGCGUUCAACUUCGAUGUCGCGGUGGGCAGGUGGGCCACGGUUGCGUUCCGGUUGAAGCUCAAUACCGUCGGGAGUGAAGAUGGGGAACUCGAGUUCUGGAUCAAUGGGCGAUCGGUUAUCAAGGUGACUGGGUUGAUGUUGCGAGACUCCGACGCGUCACGGAUCAAGGGCGCGCAUUUUCAGACGUUCUUUGGCGGACAUACCGAGGAUUGGGCAUCGCCCAAGGAACAAAAGGCGUGGUUCGCUGAUGUGACCGGGCUGAUAGUGGAAUGAAGAGCUUGGAUCGAUCGAAAUGGGAAGGGCACUAAACACUGAUCACAACUGCGUCAACCGAGACCGUCAUGAUUCAACACUGCGACCCAUCAUGGCUCUCCUCUGGAGUCAGCACGACAUCUUGCAUGUCGUCGUCGGCCUCCCUCGAGGGACCCGGGACAUCGCGUUCUCUGCGACGCUUGCUCUCAAACACCUGCAACCCGCGUCGCCGAUUGCUCGCUAGGGGGCUCGAGUCCACGGACCCGACUUCCGGCGUAUCGGGAUCGCCUGGUGCGCCUCGGCGGGGUGUGCUGAGCAGCGUGUCCUCGGCGCCGGGCGGGGCGUUGUCGUGCGGGGCGGUGUAUGCGGGCGGCGGGGCGGCGAUGGCCUCCAUGCCGAGCCCGAAGUACGGGGAGAGCAGGUACGCGUUGAGGGGGGAGGACGGGACGGGGGGCUUCUCGACCAGCGUCGCGGACGAGUCGGCGAACGGCUUCGUGGCUUUGCGGUUGUGCGUGAGCAGCAGGGGCUGUGUCCGGGCGUCAAUACGUUUCGUCGAUGCGCAUGUGACGCUGUGAGCCUGAGCCACUUGCCUUGAGUGGGGCCGUUCUUUUUCUGAACGUGCGCGCCCGCAUAAACGCGCAGAUGGCGCACAGACUGGCUACGAGCAUAAAUCCGAGGAUGGGAAUGACGAAUGCCCAGCGAGGAAAGUCCUUCGACUGCUGCUGCUGCUGCUGCGCUUGCACAUCGCGCACAACCUGGUUCAGAUGAGAUUCGGGUGAUGUCGACAUGGUUUCAGGGUGAGGUGGGGUGUCUUGGAAGCGGGAGAUAUCGCUUAUAUAGGUGGCGGAUGCGUUGUAAAAUAGGAGCCGCUGGAGUGAGACAGUCUCAUGCGUCGAAAAUCAACGCGCAGAGAGGAUUUGGUGGUAUUUAUGUCUUGAUCAUGCAUGCGCUCGAAGCACCUGCUGUACAGCAGACUGAAUAUCCUACCCUCGGUCGUCAAAAGUUGAACAGCAGGUCCCGUGAUCGAUGUCCACAUCCACGUGCUGACAUCGGGAGUUGCCGACUGUUGGGAUUGCACCCACUGCCACCAGCCGCGGGCAACAAUUCGGGCUGACCCACCUGUUCGGGCAGAGCCCAUGUCAUUUCUAAGUGGUAAUUCUGAGGGUAACAAAUAGACACACCUGACGACCGAUUAGGUUCACUGUCCCUCAGUAUGAUGAUGAAGGGGAGAAACUUCUGAUGAAGGAACGUCCACGCGGCCAGGUCUUCUCCGUUUGAAAAUCCUCUGAGAGCAGCACACUUUGCGUGUGCAGCAGCGAAAUCCGCGAGCAAAUUUCGAUCUCUCAUCCCAUUG
Mycena citricolor is the source of this 6959-nucleotide messenger RNA. The record is from the annotation of a GenBank genome assembly. NCBI's taxonomy places the organism in Eukaryota, Fungi, Basidiomycota, Agaricomycetes, Agaricales, Mycenaceae.